Molecule: messenger RNA, 735 nt
Organism: Lepus europaeus (European hare)
Lineage: Eukaryota; Metazoa; Chordata; Mammalia; Lagomorpha; Leporidae
Product: glutathione S-transferase theta-2B-like
Exons: 5
Coding region: 1-735 (244 amino acids)
Biological process (GO): glutathione metabolic process
Cellular component (GO): cytoplasm
Molecular function (GO): glutathione transferase activity
Source: RefSeq, a predicted model, not a curated record
AUGGGCCUGGAGCUCUACCUGGACCUGCUGUCCCAGCCCUGCCGCGCUGUCUACCUUUUCGCCAAGAAGAAUGGGAUCCCCUUCCAGCUGCGCCCCGUGGAGCUGCUCAAAGGGCAGCAUGUGAGCCGGGAGUUCUCCCAGGUUAACUCGCUGCACAAGGUGCCCACGCUUAAGGACGGAGACUUCGUCUUGAGUGAAAGCACUGCCAUUAUGAUCUACCUGAGUUGCAAGUACCGGACUGCAGACCACUGGUACCCUGAAGACCUGCAGGCCCGUGCCCGGGUGCACGAGUACCUGGGCUGGCAUGCCGACAGCAUCCGUGGCAUCUUCGGCGUGCCCCUAUGGAGCCAGGUGCUGGCCCCACUCCUUGGGGUCCAGGUGUCCGAGGAGAAGGUGGAACGCAACAGGACCAGCAUGAAGCAGGCGCUGGGGCAGCUGGAGGAGACGUUCCUGAGGGGCAGGGCCUUUGUUGCCGGGCAACAGGUGACGCUGGCCGACCUCCUGGCCCUGGAGGAGCUGAUGCAGCCUGUGGCUCUCGGCCACGACUUAUUUGAGGGACGGCCCCGCCUGGCGGCAUGGCGUGCAUGUGUGGAGGACUUUCUGGGUGCCCAGCUGUGCCAGGAGACUCGCGGCUGCAUCUUGAGUGUCCUGGAACAGGCGGCCAACAAAACAAUCCCAGUGCCACCACCGGAGGCCCACGAGAGCGUGCUGCUUCGAAUUGCCAGGAUCCCCUGA